CCGAAAAAUUGUUUCGAGGAGAGCCGAAUUGAGAUCUUGGAUUCGUCCGUGCAGAAAUUCCCUGCCAAUUCGUAAUUGGACCGAAAACUGUUUUCGAGAAUUAUCCCGAAUUAGACUCCAUACAGGUCGAAUCUGGAAAAUGGCUGAAGUCUCGACCGACGUGUACGACAUUGUGUUUCCUAGUCCGCCGCCAUUGAAAGAAAUCGCUGCCAUCUCAAUAGCUCUCCGAUUAUGGCACCAAGAAAUCAACACGCAUCGUAUUAAAAACACUUUGGAUAAGCUCAAUUUGCAAGAAAACAUUUUACCGAGUAAUUCAGUAUCUCGUAUACCGUCUAUGGUUUUGUCUCUGAUUGAAAAAUACGUCAAACGAGUCGGACUCUCAAUCAAGCAUUGGCUACUAGAUCAUCUUAAUCCUAAUUUUUCCAACAAGGGAAUUUUAAACGACUUUAUCGACUUCGUGGCGGAUUUCGAUGGCUCGAUUCAUUAUGUUUGGACUGCCAAACGAUUAGUUCAAUGCGAUGAAGUUGAUAUACUAAUAAGAUUUCGUAUCGCCUGCAAGUAUUGCUUAGAAGAUGAUAUUGUACGAAUUUGGCCUUCGGUUUCAUCCCAUGAUGACCUAAAAUCGAAAAAAUUUCCAUUUGAAGAAAAUCCUGAAUUGAAUUACUGGGUUUUCCGACUAAAAAACCAGUUGUACAAGUUACCUCGGUUGAUGAAUCAAUGUCAGCCUAUUGAAGAAGAAAUUAUCCACAGAACGUUUCGUAAUGAAACUACUCGGUACAUUUCAUGGUCAUUUAUAGAUUACUUUUGGAAUCUCAUCGAUAGUAAUGCUCGAAUUCGACUCAUAACAGAAGAAGAUGAAUCACGAAUACGUAGACGUAUGCUUAGACCGUAUAGAUAUUUGCUCGGAAAAUUAAAUGAAAUGGAGCUCGAAAAAUUCGCCAAUGCAACGGGAUACAGGAUCAUUUUUGACUUACUAUGUGAUUUUGGUGAUUCAACGGAUUGUGUUGUUCGAAUAUGCGACAAAUCGUAUCUUAAAACUGACGUGCUAGAUAGGGCGCCUUUCGUCAUGGCAAUUUGGACCUACAUUAAAGAAAAAAUGAAUGGUGAUACUUUUUUCUUACUCGUUCGAAAAAUUGUUCGAGAAUUUGGUCGUUCUCCGAUUAGCUCACCUAUCUGCUGCGAAUUGUGGAAUACUGCACUGGAGCAUCUGAAAGCUGAUGCAAUCCAGCAACUUUUGCCAGAAAAUUCUUUGGACUUUACAGCUGCAAAUGAUCCGGUGCCAGCAUCUAACAUAGAUAGUUCAUUUCUAUCAGCAGUUCUAUUAAAUGCAUCAGAAGAAGAUCAGAGAACAUUUUGGCUCAGACAUUUUUGUUGGUUGAUCGACAAGACGUCUGCAGAAGAAUAUGAUCAAUUGAUGCGGUUAUGCUACAGCGACGAUGAAGAUGAAAUCGUUCAUUUCAAAGAUCUCGUUUUGCCUAGAUUUCCCCCUAUACGAGAAAAAUGCGUGAAGUUACUCAACGACCUAGAAUUAGAAGAACUGAACAAGUUUUUGGGUUUUUGGUGCACGGAUGAACAAACACGUAAAACAAUGCAACAAAGCUUUUUAGUCGAAGGAUUCGAGAUUGACGUCAAAAACAUCCCGAAGAUAUCGCCUUUACUCAAUGAUUUCAUCGACGAUUCUUAUGACGACCUAAACCUCGCUACAGAAUUCAAAACCCAGUUGCUCUAUUCUCCCACUAUGAAGGAAAAAUUCACCAAACUGGUCGAUUUCUACGGUCGUGGUCACUCGUUUUAUCAAGAGGCAAACUUUAUUGACAUAUUAGCGCCAUCACAGCAGGUUGCUCGUGACUUGAAAAGACUUUAUUUCAUUCCUUUGCUCCAGCAAAAGUUGAUUGCUGAUAGUUUUAAGUCUAAAAUCGAAGAAAAUGAAUUUUCAAAUUUUAUGAGCGAAUGUACAAGUAACGAAGAUGAAAUUGCAGAGCUUAAAGCGAGCGUAUCGGUGGAUGAAAUGGUCCAAAAUGUAAUUCGAAACGUAAUGGGUAAAAAAGGUGGUCCAGAAUAUAAUUCUUUCCUUGUUGAUUUUUUGGAGUGGUAUUUCCGCACUACUCAAGAACUCGAUGAGUUCAAGGCGAGGUAUGCUGAAGAUGAUGUGUUUGUCAAGUUGAUUACAAGAGAUGGUUAAGAUUUUCGAUCACUUUAUGAAUUUUUUGCGAUGUUUAAGAGAACUGGUUGAAUUUUUCUAUUCAAAGGUAUCGUUACGAGCUCGUUAAUUUACGUAAAAUUAAUUCUUAAUUGUAAGUUUUGUGAAUGUUUCCCAAAUUAUAUCUACCUAAAUAAUAACAUUAAAAAAAAGAUGAAUAAUAGGUCGGUAGUUACUCGUAUGUUGUUGAGUUUUUAAAUAUAAAUUAUUGGAAAUACAUAUAAAAUUAAAAAAAAAAAAAAAAAAACUGAAUUUUGCUGUUGACUAGCUUGAUUUCAACCACAUUUUUUUCUUACGUGAACAUACUGAGAAAGUUCUUGAAUGACAGAACAGUAUGGCGACAAAUAAAACUCGUCUCGAGGAUCUUAAUUACAUAGAAUUAAGAUUGAGAAUAUCAUACCGGCAUUGAGUAAAAUAAAGAAAAUCGUCAAAUGAAAAAUUUGAAAUGAAUACCUCUCCAAUUCUCCAUAGUUUUUAUCAAUUCAAUCAAGGUUCACGGAAAAUGUCUACAUUGUUUUGGUAUCUUGUUGAAUUAAUUGGAGUUCCAUCCAAUUUAGAAAUGAGUAGAUAAGUAAUUAUAUUUUGAAUUGAUAAUUAGGCUUCGGAGUUACAAGAUGAAUAUUGAAAUGCAAUGUUAAUCUUGGUAGAUACUUAAUCAAAGUAAAAAUCAACGAUGGAGAAAAAAAUUGAAAAGAGAAAUAGAACUAUGAAAAAUAUUUGAAUACUUGCCUCUGAUUGGUUAUACAUAUUAUGAACUUAAAAAUGAAUCAAUGAUUAUAAUAAGAAUACUUAGGUAUCGAAAAUAUGGAAAGUUCUGAUAUUUCGCGGAGAUGGCGUAUUCAGAAUUUUUCCAAGGGAAGGACAAAACAAGUUAUUCAAGAAUAGCCUUGUGUGUACGUUUGUCCAUAAUAUAUAUUCAGGGUAUCUAACAGGUAGUGAAAGUAGUGAAAAAGUAGUGAUUUUUAAAAUGGGUAGUGAAAGU
Molecule: messenger RNA, 3182 nt
Organism: Planococcus citri (citrus mealybug)
Lineage: Eukaryota; Metazoa; Arthropoda; Insecta; Hemiptera; Pseudococcidae
Exons: 3
Coding region: 140-2182 (680 amino acids)
Source: RefSeq, a predicted model, not a curated record